Molecule: messenger RNA, 1743 nt
Organism: Exophiala bonariae
Lineage: Eukaryota; Fungi; Ascomycota; Eurotiomycetes; Chaetothyriales; Herpotrichiellaceae
Exons: 4
Coding region: 1-1743 (580 amino acids)
Biological process (GO): negative regulation of silent mating-type cassette heterochromatin formation; negative regulation of rDNA heterochromatin formation
Cellular component (GO): Rpd3L complex; Rpd3L-Expanded complex
Source: RefSeq, a predicted model, not a curated record
AUGAGCCCCCGCCGCUCAUCUCGUGCCCGCUCCUCACAGCAACCACCAUCCGGUCCAAACCACUCCAACUCCAGCUCCUCUAACAAUGGCAAAGCCGAUCGUGAAGGUCGAUCAAUCAAUGCCGCAAAUUCCCCUCGUCGUCCUUCUACACAACGUUCCGAAUCUCUAGACACUGUUGACCCUGGCUCGCGUGGCGAGCAACUUGCACCGCGUCGCAGUCGACGGAACGGUGAAGAGAAGGAACCCGCAACAAAUCCACUGGUUGACACAUACGAAGACAACGACAUUGAUGCCACUGAAGAGGAGGUCACCCGUUGUAUAUGUGAACAAGCUGAAUAUCCUGGUCCCUCUGCCACGAUACGCCAGCAAGCCACCAGUGCAGACACCCUGACUGAAGAUACUGGCAAUUUCUUCGUCCAGUGUGACAGUUGCAGUGUUUGGCAGCAUGGCGGUUGCAUGGGUUUGCUGGCAGAGGCCCUGCUCCCUGAUGAAUACUACUGCGAGCUGUGCAAACCAGCGUUUCAUAAAAUCACAAAGAACUCAAACGGACUUAAAUCAUCCCAUUACCUCCCUAUCCCCGAGCCAACCUCAACACGCUCCUCACCACCUUCUUCUACCCAAGACCCGUUGACGAAGAAAGACAGUAAAACACAGCCCACUGAAAACACCAAGAGAAGAGCCACCAUGAACAGCCGGAGUACCUUUGAGGAAGAGAUGUUUGCAAAGGUUAUCGAAGACAGUAAAUCACUCGGAAGAGUGGCACGAGCCUAUGCUACUAUGAAACGUGCUUAUGAGGAGUCGGAAAAUGAUACUACCCGCAGAAACGCGAAACGCCCACGCACCGGUUCCAAGUCCUCAUCGACGGUGUCCAAGCGUAGCGAGUCUCCAGAACCAACGCUGGAUGACGCGGCAAGUAAAGGAACCAACACACACCAAUCCUCAAAUCAGGGCUCGCGUCGAGCGCCCCCCUCAAGGACCAAUCGAGACAAGGAGAUGCGGGACAAACAGAAAGAACAACAAGCAGCACUACGUGCGGAAGCUGCUAGCAAAAGGAAUGCUCGAUCCGAACGAAGAAGAGGCGAUGAAUCUCCUCCCCCAUCCCCAAGCGUCUCUCCUUCAAAAGCUGCACAAGCUGUGCAAGGCAAUGGAAAACCAAAAGCAGACACUCCACCUUCUGGACGGUCUAGUAACAACCGCAAGACGGGACGCCCGCCGGCGAGAAGAGUGAGACUUGCCAGGAAUCAGUACACUCGGGAUAAUGGUAAUGGCGAUGACACCUCAACUCCCUCAAGGGAUGUAGGACAUGAUACCAACGGACAUGGAGUGUCUCCUAAUGGAGCGAGCGGUAUUAAUGGCGAAAGCGGGCGCAGUUCGAAAGCCAAAACACACCCUGCACGGACCAGUCUUAACGAAAUGAAACGGCGUGUUGCUGCCAUCCUGGAGUUUGUGGGUCAUAUGCAGACCGAGAGAGGAUCUCAAUCUCAGCAUUCAAGUGGGAGUGUCAGCGCAAAGGGUGCAAACACGCCCAAUGGAACCAAAGGAUCGACGUCCCAUCUACCUACAGCGACGCUAGUCCGAGCAGUCGAGGCAGGAUUGAAAGAGUCAAAGUCCAACGAAGAAGAUGGGACGCUUCACUUGACCAACGAGCGAGACUUCACAUCGAUGGGGAGUGCUGAAAUGAUGGAGACUUUGACCAAGGAGUUGGUGAUGUGGCAGACAGCAUAUGGGACCUAUUCGAGGUGA